Cavenderia fasciculata is the source of this 2643-nucleotide messenger RNA. RefSeq lists its product as uncharacterized. Bases 1 to 2643 code for a protein of 880 amino acids. The record is from RefSeq and is a predicted model, not a curated record. Gene Ontology annotation, molecular function: Hsp90 protein binding. Lineage: Eukaryota; Evosea; Eumycetozoa; Acytosteliales; Cavenderiaceae. The transcript is spliced from 4 exons.
AUGGGAAAGAAAACAAAGAAGAAACCAACUUCUCUAUCAUCAUCAUCAUCAUCAUCAUCAUCAUCAAAUGUUGUAAAUAACAAUAAUAAUAAUAAUAAUAAUAAUGCAUCUCUUGCGAAUAGUAGUAGUACAUCGCCAUUGACUCAACAACAACAACAACAACAAUCGAAUAGCAGUAGUAAACCAUCAUCAUCAUCAUCAUCAUCAUCCUCUUCUUCACAAGAUAACAACAACAAUAGUAAUAAUAAUAAUAAUGAAAGUAAUAAUAAUAGUAUAGGAGGAGGAUUCCAAUUAACAAGUAAUGAGAAACAAUCGAUGGUACAAACGAUUGAAAAGCUACGUAAUUUCGAUUACUCUCAUCUAUGGGCACUUUCACAAGUACAACCUAAACCAUCGAUGUGUGCACUCCGACUAGGUAACGAUGAGUACUAUCGCGAAAAGAAUCGUGCAGCUAUCGAUUACUACAACACUGCUUUGGCACUAGGUGGUAGUAAUCCACUACUCAUUGUUACUAUCUUGAUUAAUCGUUCUAUUGCAAAACUUAGAGUACAAGAUUACAAAAAAUCGAUAUUAGAUUGUACUUUGGCAUUAUCUAUUCAACCGAAUUGUCUCAAAGCAUAUAUAUGUCGAGCGUAUGGAUACUUUUUCACAAAAGAGUUUAGAAAGGCAUUCUCUGAUCACUUUAUCGCUGUGCAUCUCACUCAUCCCAACCUUCCCUUGAACCAGGCAAUGCGAUUGCCAUCAUCGAUCCUAUGGAAUAUUGUAAGUGCUCAAAGAGGUAAUCAAAUGCAACCUGGUGGUGGAGUAUCUGAUAAAAUGACAAUGGAAAAGCAGUCAUCAGAUCAACCUUUAACUGCUACUUCCUCAUCCUCCUCCUCUUCAUCGAAACAGAAAAAGAAACAACCACAACAAAAGGAAAAGGAAAAGGAAACAAAGAAACAAGAACAAGAAACAAAAAACAAAAAAGAAAAUGGUCAUCAACAUCAACAACAACAACAACAACACCAACAAGAUCUUUAUUCAAUGCCAAUGCCAAUACCUUCACAUCCCAAUUCUAGUAUAUCAUUUAAUCAUAAAGAAUUCCAAAUAAAUUGGAUAAGUGAUUUUAAUUUAUUAGCAAUUGAAGAAGAACCAUGUAGAGUACAUUUACUUUUAAAUUAUACAAACAAAUUGAUUGAAAGAGGUAAUAAUAAUAGUAGUAAUAAUAGCAAUCAAAAUAAUACGAAAAAUAGUAAUAGUAAAAACAACAAAGAACAAAAUCAAAACAACAAGGAACUUGGAGUAUUGAUCCCAGCUGGUGAUUCAUUUUACAAUACCAAUUGGUCGGAAUUUGAAGAAUACCAUUCUCAAUCAAAGAGUAAUCUAAGUGAAUCAUUAUCUUCAAAACAAAAGUUACUUGGAAACACAGACUUUCAAAGUAAAAACUAUCUAGCUGCUCUUGGACAUUACACCAAAGCUAUUAAAUUAAAUCCAACGGACCCAUUUUAUUAUUCCAAUAGAGGUAUAACAUAUAUUAAAUUGGAUAGAUAUUUAGAGGCAAUUACAGAUUGUUCGAUAUCGAUUGAUGUACAAUCACCAACCAACAAGAAUAUCAAAGCAUUCUUGAGAAGAGGUGCUGGAUACGCAACGAUUGGCGACUAUGCUUCGUCGGUUCGUGAUUACCGUGCUGCUCUAAAGAUCGAGCCUGAAAGCUUGGAAGUGUUGGUUGGACUCGUCAAAGGACUCCAACAAUUAGAGAUACAGAUGAAACAUAAAAUACAACUGAAUCCAACAGAUGCCAAUCUACAACAAUCUUUGAAAUCAAUCAUUAGUGAAUUGGGGAUCCUCACCACUAAAAUCAAUCAAGCUCCUCCUCCUCCAACUCCAACUCCAUCUUUAUCAAAUACUACUACUCCUCCUUUAUCUUCAAGUAGUAGUACUCCAGCUCCAACUUCACAAGUACAACAACAAAAAAAACCAACACCAACACAACCAACAACACCCAACAGUACUGUUGUUGAUACCAAGGUUCCUACCUCUACCACAACUGCCACUGCUACUGUCACUCCCACUACCACUGUGCCAACACCAACACCAGCACCAACAUCUACAACCCAAACAGCAACAGCAACAGUAGUAACAAAUAAUAAUAAUAAUAAUACAUUACCAACAGGAGAAACUAAUCCAAAGAAACAAAAGACACAACCAUCUCCACAACAACAAACACAACCGGUAGUAUCAUCUCCAACAACUUCACCAACAUCUACUUCACCAACAACAACAAAUCAACCAUUUACAUAUAUUCCACCACCACCAACACCAAUUCCAACACCAAAAGUUGAAAUUACCUAUUACAAGGCAACAUCAAAUGAAGAAAAAGAUGCACAAAAGAAAAACAUUCAAUUCUUUUCAAAAUUGAUAAACAAGAAUAUUGGAGAUGGUGAUCUAGCACUACUUGGAAGAGCCGAAGCUCAUAUUCUACUUGGAAACUAUUCAAAUGCUGUAGAGGAUUUAAAAACAGCCGCCACUCUUCUUUUCCAUUCAGGUCGACUCAAUCCAGAUGUACACAAACGUUAUUUAGUCCUCACUACAAUGAUUGAAGCAAAUAAUAAUAAUAAAUCAACAACUACUACAACGACUGCGUCAGAGUUGUUGGAAAUAUAG